This is a messenger RNA of Anoplophora glabripennis (Asian longhorned beetle), 1087 nucleotides long. Its product is annotated as vesicle transport protein SFT2A. Gene Ontology annotation, cellular component: membrane. Gene Ontology annotation, biological process: vesicle-mediated transport. The record is from RefSeq and is a predicted model, not a curated record. Bases 130 to 615 code for a protein of 161 amino acids. The transcript has 4 exons. NCBI's taxonomy places the organism in Eukaryota, Metazoa, Arthropoda, Insecta, Coleoptera, Cerambycidae.
AUCACUCUACCUGUUGAAUUUGACAUUUCAGAAAUGUAUUUGUAUUUUGUAUAAAUAUAUUUAUAAAUACGAUAGUUAAAUAGUUUUGUCAAUUAAAUAAAGGCCUUAUAAAAUAAGUUUUACAUAAAUAUGGAUAAACUGCGAAGAGUACUUAGUGGAAAUGAAUCCCCAGAUGAAGAAAGUGGGAUUAUGUCGCAGUUAGAUGACGCUUCAACACUGAGUUGGUCCACCAGAAUAAAAGGUUUUUUAAUCUGUUUUAUAAUUGGUAUAUUGCUAUCUUUCCUUGGGUCUUUUGCCUUGUUCUUAAACAGAGGAUUAACAGUUUUUGCGGUGUUUUACACACUAGGCAACGUCGUAUCUAUACUUAGUACUUGUUUCCUCAUGGGACCAUUCAAUCAGAUAAAGAAAAUGUUUGCUUCCACCAGACUUAUAGCUACGAUAAUAGUUUUAGUGUCAUUUACCAUGACAUUACUGUCGGCUCUCGUGUUUCAUAAAGCCGGACUUGCCUUGCUGUUUAUCAUAAUACAGUCACUAGCAAUGACUUGGUACUCACUGUCGUAUAUACCAUAUGCCAGAGAUGCCGUCAAAAAGACGGUAAUGACAUGCAUAGGGUAGAAUUGUGUAAAUUUAAAUUACUAUAAAAUAUGUGUCUAAAUAAUGUGUUUUAAUCCUUAUUACUUAUGUCGUGUAUCUGUCACAUUUAUAAUUGUUUGUAAAUCAUUAAUCUUGUGCAAAAAGCGACUGAUAUUUGAAAGGAAAUGAUACAUUUAUGUAAAAUAGAUAAGUAAGUAAUAAUCUUUUAAAUGAUGCAUAUUUUUUGGUAUGUUUAAAAAUUGUAAGAAUUGAGACUGAUACGUUUACAAUAGUACAUUCUCCAUUAGAAACAGGUAGGAAAUAAAAGGAGAAACUCGCAGAUAUAGAGUUGUUACCAGUCUUUUUAAAACUAUUUGUACAAGUGCCACUUGAUGUUAAUGUUGAGGUGUAUAUUUAAUGAUAAUUAUUACCAGUCUCGCCAUUAUGGCAUUUUGCCGGUUCGAGGAAAAUCCAUUUUUCGUAUUAAAUUUUCUUUAUUUGAAUUUUUAGGAAA